AUGCCCCAAAAGUCAGUCAACUGUGGUAUUAUAGAACACCUUGUAGAUGAAUUUACCCAGCCCAUCAAGCUCCAGAACAAUUUUAAAAAUAUAGAAAGAAAACUGAGGAACUAUACAGAGAGCUUCAAAAUCUAUCUUGGAGAUGCUGAAAAAGGCGAAACCUAUUCUCCGACUAAUCUUUCUAAGCAAGUGUUGCAUGAUAACAUGACAAAUUUUAUUGACAAGAUCAUUGGAUACCUGGAGAGAGAGGAGCAUAAAGAUGAUGGGCUGCUUUUUGCAUUACUCACCUCAUCUUGUUAUGACAUCUCACUAAGCAAAGAGGUAAUCGUCAAGGCUGAAAAAAUGUUCCAGGACAUCGGUCCAUUUCAAGGCAAAUUCAAGUAUCUGAGAGAAAAGAGCAAUUACAUUUCAACUGUGAAGAAAAUUUUCUUAUGUAAUAAAGGCAGCACCUUGUGUAUUUGGCUGAUUCCAUUGCUGUAUGCAAUCACAGAGAAUACGAAGGACCCCUUUUUUCCAGAAACCAUUCCCUCACAACACUUGUCGUCACUGAGAGAUGAUGAAGAGAAGCAGAGGAAAGUUCUGGUGAUGAUAGAGAUUCAGAAGUCAUUCAUUGAAAGCUGCUCUCCACUGGCAAAGACGGUCUUGGAGAUGUUGGCACUGAAGAAUUUCACCAAGAAGCCCCUGCUCCAAAUCAAGUUUCCACCUCAUCUCCUCCUGGAUACAGUAUAUCAACGCAUCGUUGAAGCUGUCAGUAAACCAUCCCAAGUGCAUGAAAAGAAUUUGAAUGGAGUUCUGAACAACAUUGCUGAAAGGAUGAAAUUCUGGUUCAAGGACUUAUGCCUGCCAGGGGGUACGGAGCAGCUGACAAAGCCCACCAGUAAUAAGGAAGAUGCCUUACAGUGUCUGGAUUUAACAUAUGCGUUGCUUUUAUUUUGCUUAAAACACUGGCAUGCAGUGCCAUUUAGCCUGAUCAUGUCACUGCUACAGAUGCUUGACAUGUUUGCUGAAAAAUCAAAUGUGUUGCGAGCAAAUCAGGAAUUUCAGCAGUUUAUCUCAGACAGGUUCGAUGAGUUUGAAGGUCACAUCAAGGAGUGGCUGGAAAAAUCCUUUCUCAGGCCACCCAUGGAAAAUAGACAGUUCCUGGAAAACAUCAAUCUGUGGAACGAGCUGUUCUUGCUUAAGAUCCUCUGUGUGGAAUGGGCCGAGAAAUGGCAAAGCCUGAUAUACAGCAUGGUUGAAAGGUGGCUGGAGAAAGUAGAUGGCAGAAAACUUCUGGACUUUUAUUUGGAAUUCAUGAAAAAGGACAAGUGCUGGAAUAAAAAUCUGGAGACCUGCUUUACAGAUUGUGUCAUUCAAAGGAUUAAAUACUUUGAGAAAAGUGAGGAGCCUAUGUUAGGAAAAAUGGUUUCCAAAGUCCUCAAGACAGAAAGGUCAACUGGUGGGAAAGUGCUUUCUGCUGUUGUUGAAAAAAUAUUCUCAGACAAGAUGAGCACAUUGGAAAAAGUAAACAGAUUUGUCGACACCACGGGCCCAGUUCUCGAAGAGGUGCUCAGCUCUUCUGUGAUCUGUGAUCUCCUCUUCACUUAUCCCACUGUCUCCAGCUGUAUAGCAACAGUGUUGGAAACCAGAAUGGAGGAAUAUAUCCAAUUUGAAGAGCAGAAGAAGCAGAGAUGCUCAUUUUUGAGUCUAUGCAGCAGCAUAGAGGAUGUGAUAAGAGUGGAUAUGAGUGCUGUGAAGAAAAGCAUCGGAGAAAAAGGAAUUUUUAAGGAUCAGAUGUCUGUAAGCAAAUUUUCGGUGAAUGACUUUUCCAUCACCCUUGGGACUCUGCAGAGCUGUUUUGAGAAGCAGUUAGCAAAUGAGAGUCAACUCACGAAGGAGUUUGAAAUUAUGGAGAUGAGCGAAGGGAAAGGGAAUGGAAAAGCUGCCUGGGUAGAUGCUGCAGUGGAGAAGAUUAAAAACUACCUGAAUCUGUCUACAGUAGUGAACACUGCCAAGAUGAUUGAUGAACUGAGGAAGAAACUUGAGCUUAAUGGAAAUUUUCAGAUUCUCAACGACCUUACAAAAUAUGAAGGGCCAGAAUUCAGGAAUAAGAGACUUGAUUAUAUGACCCAGGACAUAAUGAAGGUGCAGACUAGUUUGAUCAACCUUCCACAAGAGAUGCUUGACUUCUUGAGGGAACUUCUUGAAUGCACAAGGAAAGGCUUUGUCUCCUGGAUCAAAACUAUAAUAAAAGACAAAAGGGAAAUCCCUGUAUUUGUGGAGCUGGCAUCAAUUUUUGCAGGUGAAAAUGACAUGGAUAUUGACAAAGUGAGGUUCUUCCGUGAUGCUAUGGCUGCUUCAGCACCCAUUAUAUUUGACCUGGGACCCACAUCUGAUUUUGAACAGUUCUUUUCAGCCCUGUCAUUCAUCAGUGAAGCCACUGCAAAAGACAGUAAUCUGUCCAAGAAAUUGAAAGAUACUUGUGGUAACAGAGCGUGGAUACAAAUGGUUCAUGAAUCUCAUGGCUCCAUAGAGUGUUCCUCAAUCUCUCAAGCCAGUGAUAUCAACAGCAGAGGGAUGUUUGUCAUCUCACCACCUCAAAAUUUCAAGCCUGCCCUUGAGGAUUGUGUUUCAGUGCUACUGCUGAAGGACACCACAGAGGAAGAAUCUCAGACAGACCAGAAGGCUGAAGAAUACAGCCUAGCUCAGCUCACAGAGCUCCAGAACAAGCUUAUGUUGGUCACUACAAAAGCUGAGCAAGGGAAAGAGGAGGCAGACCGCUUCCUGCAGAUCCUGGAAAAGGUUGAAAUGGUUGGAAAGUUGUACCUGCAGCUUCUCAGAGUUGGCAAUAUCCUCUUCAUAAACUGGAAGGCUGAAAUCUACUGCAAUCCUCAACACAGAGUAAAAGUUUACACAGAAUUUGGAAUUGCUGACAUCCUCGUUCAGAGUACCAGACCUGUCCUGGAGGAGCUGGAUGGCCUUUGCAAAGCAAUGGAGAACUGCCUAGUAGAGUGGAAGAAAUAUCUGGAGACUCAAAGGAACACCUACUAUCAUCUCAACCUGUUCACUUCACACCAGCUCUUCUAUUUAUGUAGCCAACUGGCCAAAGCCCACAAUAGUGUAAUAGAGCCACAGAUUCUUAAUAUGCUUUCUGUCAUAAAGCAUGACAUUAAAGCAGAAGAUAUUACAAAUGCCCUGGAGCAAGCCCUCAUUACUCCACUUGACUCUGUUAACGCAUCAGCAGGAGACAAGGAGUCUGUUACCUGGCAUGACUAUGUAAUUCGUUUUCCCCAACUCAUCAAAAGUCUAGCUGAAUCUGGCUAUGACACGUCAGUAGCAAAGGCAGCCCUACAGAGCUGCCUUCCAGAUUCUGACAUUACAGAGCAGAAGCUCAUGAAUUUUGCUUUUGAACGAGGUGAUGACAAGGAAGAGGUUGAAAAUCUGAGCAAAUUAUAUGAUGAGCAGAGAGAAGCCUUUCUGCAGAAGUCAAGUAAGUUUAAAAACAAGAACAGAGGUGUUGACCAGGCAUCUUUUAGCACCCUUGCAAAAGAUGAAUUGGCCACCUCCUUUGAGAGUUUGCCAUCCAUCUGUGACAAGGUGAAUCUGCUCUGGGAUGCUUACUGUAAAAAAUUCACUGGCCUUGUGUCAGACAAAUACAUCAGCCUGGAUGUCUUUGGUGAAACACUGAAGCAAUUAGCAGCUCUUGAAACCACAUGUAUCAAGAGAAGUUUACCAGUAGGACUUGAAGCCAGGAAACCUUCUCUCAUCACAUGUAAAGAAGAGGAAAUGUUACUCUACAUGCUCUCCAUUUACAGACACACUGAGACAGCACCUCUCCCAACGUAUGAUGAGGUCCUGGUGUGCACACCUGACACAGAGGAGGAAGAAGUGGAGCUGAUUGUUAGGAGAGCUCUUUCACCUAAUUCUCAAAACCAGAAAAUCUACUGUUUGCUGGGUGCUGAGAAAUUAGCGUACAAAGUUUCCAAACAAUUGGAGUCCCACUUCUUCCGCUUGCUGCAAUCUUCUACAGUCUCUGACUACAGGUUCAUUAUCUUUUGCAAUGCCAAGGCUCACAAUUCUUAUGUCAUCACAGCCUUCGACACCUACAAAGUUACUAUCCCAUGCUACUCUAAGACAGAAAUCCAGGCAUACCUGAGCACCCAUCUCAAAGUGCCUUGUGGGACAGCCCCUGUUGCUCAGGCCUUUGAAGAGCCCUAUCAGCAGAAUGUGAAGUUCGUAUUUUCAACUCGAGCAGGAAUGGGGAAGUCUCUCUUCGUGGACAAUACCAUCCAAAAGAUCCAUGCCCAGCUGGGUGGUUUACCAGUGGUUCACAAAACCAUUAGACUGAUGGAGUCAGAGAUUGACUUCCAGUUACUUCUGGAGGAGCUACUCUCUGCUGAAGAAUUCCCAACUGAAUCUCAGCCCGCCGUCUUCCAUAUUGAUGUGUCACCAGUGGUUUCAACAGGUCUCUACAGGUUGCUGAUUGAGCUAUGCAUCCUAAGACACAUCCAGAGUCCCAGUGGCUCAGUCUGGAAGUGCAAAUCUUCUCAUCUUUACCUGAUUGAGUACCUGGAAAAAGGGAAAGAUGUUAGCAGAACAUGGAAACAAGAGAUGUCCAGUGAAACAGAAGAAGAGUUCCUGGAUCUUUUUCCUGCAGUGAAAUGUGUAUCACCAAUGCGGGUACUUGACUUGCUGGAACACCCCAGCUCUGGUCGUCUUUCUGAAAUGAAAGAGGAGCACUUUGACCAAGACAAGUUGAAGACUGAAGCUUUCCAGAGGACUUACCAAUACCUCAUCAGAUAUAAGAGGAAGGAAAACCUUGACCAUUUCAUUUUCAUCCCUAAGAGAACUGAAGGGACAGAGAAAGAGUGCCUGAAGCUCUUACUGGAUUUCUGUGGGAAACACAACCCUUCUUGGACUGAGCUUAGCAACUUCACUCAUUUCCUAAACUUCCAGCUAAGCAAAUGUGAGAAAUCGGUUUUCUGUAGCCCAGCAGCUGGAGAGGAUUUCCAGGGGUUUAAAACAUUUGUAGUAAAGUUCAUGAUCAUGAUGUCCAAGGACUUUGCUGUGCCCUCUCUUGACAUCUCUGAUGAAAGUGUGCCAAGUGCAGAAAAUGAUGAUGAGGAAAACAAUAUUAUGACCCAGUACCAGCUAAGACGAAAAUGGGAACAAGAGUCCCACCCCUAUAUAGUCUUCCAUGCAGACAAUGACUCCAUGGAAUUCCUGGGUUUCCACAUUAGUGAAAAUCUGGAUGCUAUUGAUGCCUAUUCCAAAGCUGUUUUGGAAAAGGACGUUAUCAAAUGUAAAUUAUACCUCACUUUGAAAGUCCAGAAUGUUCCUUUCAAUAAGAAGUUUGAAGACUUGCCCAGAAUGAUGCAGCUGGAGGCCCUCUGCAGAGUUUUUGGUGUCAGCUAUACCCAAGAUCCAGAUGAAUCAUAUCAGUUGACACUGGACAACACCAUGAAGAUGCUUGCCAUUCAUCUGAGGUUCCAGUGUGGGAUCCCUGUAAUCAUCAUGGGAGAAACAGGUUGUGGGAAGACAAAGCUUGUGCAGUUCAUGUGCAGCCUGCAAAGGGCAGGCAGGGACUUUCAGAACAUGGUGGUGGUGCGUGUCCAUGGUGGAACUACCUCCAAGACCAUCCACAAGAAAGUUAGGCAGGCAAUUGAGUUGGCACGCAUCAAUGAAGAAAAGUACAAAGUGGACACUGUACUCUUUUUUGAUGAAGCCAAUACAUCAGAAGCUAUCUUUGCAAUCAAAGAGGUGCUGUAUGAUCGCAGUGUAAAUGGAGAGAAGAUUCUCACUGACAGUUUAAAAGUAGUAGCUGCUUGCAACCCUUACAAAAGGCACACCAAGGAAACGGUAGAGAAACUUGAAAAAGCUGGCUUGGGGUAUCGAGUCCGGAGUGAAGACACCCUGGAGAAACUGGGCCACAUUCCUUUGCGGCAACUGGUGUAUCGAGUCAAGCCCCUUCCACCUAGCUUAUUGCCUCUUGUCUGGGAUUUUGGAGAGCUGAAUGAAAAGACACAGAGCCUGUACAUCAGAGAGAUUGUAAAGUCCACCAUGAAGAACAAGAUCCCCAUUGGAAAUUUGGACAUCUUUACCAGUGUCAUUUCAGCCUCCCAGAACUUCCUCAGGAAGAAGAAAGAUGAAUGCAGAGUUGCUAGUCUUCGGGAUAUAGAGCGCUGCAUGAGCAUUGCACUCUGGUUUUAUGAAUUAAGAGACCUGCUAUUUCCUCACAUUGAUGAGAAGUACAAAAAGAAGCCAAUCUUAAAUUGUGCACAGAGGGCCUUGGUCCUUUCAGUGGGAGCAUGCUAUUAUGUAUCUCUGGAGAACCGCAAAGAUUACCUGGAGGAGGUUGCAAAAUGUUUUUCUGUUCCUGCAUCCCUGCUACAGCAAGAGAUUGAGUUUUGCCAAGAGGUAUUUCUUGACAACCUCUCUGUUCCUGAGGCAACAGCCUGCAAUGAUGCUCUGAGGGAAAACAUCUUCAUGAUAGUUGUAUGCAUGGAUUUACGAGUUCCACUCUUUCUGGUUGGGAAGCCAGGAAGCUCAAAAUCCCUGUCUAAAACCAUUGUUGUGGAUGCCAUGAAGGGCAAGCUGUCUAAAACCGAGUUGUUCCAAAGAUGCAAGGAGAUCCAGCUGUUGUCUUUUCAGUGUAGUCCCCAUUCAAAGCCAGAAGGGAUCAUCUCCACUUUCCGACAAUGUGCACAGUUCCAGAAGGAGAAGAAUCUAGAUGAGUUUGCGUCCGUGGUCCUCCUGGAUGAGGUUGGCCUCGCGGAAGACUCACCAGAGAUGCCACUGAAGACACUGCACCCUCUUCUUGAAGAUGGAUGUGUUGAUGAUGAUAACCCAGAAUCUUACCAAAAAGUUGGCUUUGUGGGCAUUUCAAACUGGGCCCUAGACCCUGCCAAAAUGAACAGGGGUCUUCUUGUAUUUCGGACUGACCCUAGCAAAGAAGAGUUAGUUAAAACUGCAAAGGGCAUCUGUGCUGCACAGCCUCCCCCUGAAAGCAUUGAGUGUUUGUUUCCUUUGCUGGCAGAAUUCUACUGCAAGGUGCUAGAAACACAAAAAAAUGAAUUCUUUGGGCUCCGUGAUUUCUAUAGCUUGAUCAAAAUGAUACUGUCCUACACUCAGGACAAGAAGUGCAUCUCUCAAAAGGAGAUAAUUAUAAAGGCCAUUCAGAGAAACUUUGGAGGCUCCAGUGAUAUCAAUCCUGUUGAGCUCUUCCGAAAAUACUUCAGUGAUGUGUACCUUCCCCCUGACUUGGAAACCAGCCACACACUUUUUCUGCUAAAGGAAAAUAUGGGCAAACAGCAGGCUGGACUUAGGUCUCGGUACCUCCUGCUGCUGACAACCAACCAGGCAGCUUUCCACAUCAUCCAGAAGACACAUCUUAUAGAUAUUGAGAAUUGUGAAAUCAUAUUUGGCUCUGGUUUUCCACAAGACCAAGAUUAUUCCCAGGUAUGCCGUUCUGUCAGCAGAGUGAAGAUCUGCAUGGAGACAGGCAGGCCUGUUAUUCUUUUAAAUAUACACAACCUUUAUGAGAGCCUUUAUGAUGUGCUCAACCAGUGCUUUGACAGGCUGGGGGGAAAUUACUAUGUGGACCUGGGUCUUGGCACUCACAGAGUGAAGAGUCGUGUGAAGGAUGAGUUCAGACUCAUUGUGAUAGAGGAGAAGAACAUAGUCUACACCCAGUUCCCCACCCCACUGCUGAACCGGCUGGAGAAGCACUGCUUAGACAUGAACACUGUUCUGAACUGGCAGCAGCAACAGCUGAAGCAGGACCUGCAGACCUGGGCCAAGCGGUUUGUCUCCAUUGACAACAACAAGUUCUCCAAUGUUUCAUCCACCAAGCUCAGCCCCAGGGAACAGGAUGUCUUCGUUGGUUUCAGCAAUGACACGUCUGCAGCUGUUGCUCUGGAGACCACACAGAACAGGUCCUGGGGAGAUCUUGAGCCAUGUGAAGAGACAGUGCUCUCCAUUGCCAAAAGGAAACUUGUUCAGUGUGCAACCCCUGACUCCAUCCUGCGCCUUAAAUACUCCCCUCUGGAUGAUGCUGAGCAGAUCCAAGACUUGUACUUCCACAAGCAGAAGCACAACAGCCUUGUUAGUGUUUUGGGAGAGACAGUUAACCGGCAGCCAAGGAAGGAGAGGACCACUGGGCUAUGCCUGCAGGUUUCUACACAUGCAAGACUUUUAAAUGAGAGAGAUUUAGAAGAGAUAAGGAAGACACUUAACCUUCAAAAUAAAAUCCACUGCCUCUUGCUAAACCAGUUUGACACCGAAUACACUUUCCGCCAGGAACUCAGGAAUUUUUUUGCACAAUCAUCAGAAGAGAAAUUGCUUCUCAUCCAGUUCCACUUUGAUGAGCCACAGAGCAGCAAAAGGCUUCUAACUUGUGCCAAGUACUGUGUCACAGAUGAGAGACGGAAAUCAACAGGCACAGGCCCAUCACAUGUUGUGCUGGCCACUCAAGUCCCACGAGUUCUGGGAGGUUGCAGCUACCUGGCAUUUGACAGUGGUGAAUGGAUGUCCAUCCACUUGGAUGAUCUGAUGCCCCCAGACAACUUUACAUCCAAUCUAGGCCAGCUCGCCAAAAUGACUAUUGCUGAGAUUUUCAUGACCACCUUCCAGGGGCAUCUCCCAACAGGUUUUCCAGAGGAAUCUGCUGCUCUUGAAGAUCCAGCCAAGUCCAGUCUUUUUCCAGAAGGAAAUCUCCUCAGCAUGGACUCUAUGAUCAAAGAGAGCAUCCAGAAAGCUGUGAUCCAGCUGGAAGACAAGAGAGACAACAGUAAGCGUGCCACUAAGAGAAUCAUGAUCAUUCACAACUUGCUUUUCCAGGAUCAUAGUAGAACCACACUGUCAAGUCAUUUCAUGAGUGUGCUGAAAAGGAGAAUUUGCUACCUUCUACAAGAACGUGAGAAAAUAAGCCUUGAGCCAAGGGAGUGGGUGUUCCGCAGAGCUGUCUCCAGUGAAUUUAUCCUUGAAGACACUUCAUUCAGGCAUGCACUUUGGAUGCAUUUAGAAGACAUUGUGGCGAACCUGUUUGCUCAAAUUCUCGCAGUGGUGGAUGCUAACAACAACCUGGAUCAUCUCUCUCCACUGUCUCCACUCUCAGAACUGUGGCUUCAGAUGUUCAAAGAAGAAUCAUUCUUGAGAAUUAAAUAUACCAGCAAGAAACAAGAUACUAAGAUUUCCGUGUUGUCAAUGACUGAAGACCCCAACACAACUGUGUUUUGCCAGUUUCCAUUCAGUUGGGUUUUGAAGGCCUACCUGGAGGAACUAUGGGACAUAGUCUAUAAAACAAAAGGACUUCCAAAAGUGCCUAUGAAGGAAUCAGCCAAAUUGUUCCAAGAACAGAUCAAAAAUGUGUUGAUGCCAGACGGCAGUAGUCCAGAGGUGAUGCAGUAUUACACCAAUGACUUUCUAAGGAUGACUUUUCCUGGGCAAGAUCUUUCUGUCUAUGAGAUUUUGUCAAAAGCUCUUCUAGUCAAUGCAAAACAGCUCUGCUCCUUUGUGGGGCAGGAAGAUAUAAGCUUUUCCCCCAUUUGGCUUCACAUGGAAUAUUUCUACCUACGAGAGGAGUACCAGCUCUUUGUUGACUUGGUAAAAAGUGAUGAGACUGUAACAAGUGAGCUGAAGGAAAUGUACAAGAAGGACCUGCCAGAAAUGUUUGUCACUCUUGACACCUUGAACAUUAUCCUGAAGAAAGUGCAGCCCACAGAUAAGCUUCUGUCAUUUGAGGGCUGUACAGAAUGGCUUGGAAGGGUCAGGUCCAUUAAGCCCUGGAUGGAGUGGAUCAGUAUGGACAAUUACCAGAUUCAUCUUUAUCAGAAAAAAAGGGAACUCCUGAAGAGUGUGUCACACCAGUGGACCUGCACCAAGAUUGUCUACAUGUUCUUUGACCACCUGCUGCACAAUGAGACAGAAAUAGAUGAGAAGCUUCUGAGACUUCUUGUGAAGCAGUUCAUCUUCACCUGGAAUCGCCUGACUGAAACACAAAAUUUUGAUCCAGCAGAAGCUUUUGAGUUGGUGACAAAAGUGCUCAAGAAAUGCAACCAAAAUGCUGACACUGUGUACCUUGUGAAGGGUGUGAAGGACUGCAAGAGCUGUCUACUGGAGAUCACUGACCCAGCAGAACUACCCUGUGGCCACAUUUUCUGCUCACAGUGCAUCCGUGAGUGGAGAAGCAAGCAGUGUAAGAUCUGCAAGGAUAACUUCCCGGAGGAUUACACACCCACAGCUACAGUGGCCACGAGGGAAGCUGUUGCACGUCACAACAAAUUCAGGAGGAAAUGUAACUCCUUCUUUGUGGAGUUUGUUGCCACCUCUGUCUUGGGAGAGAGAGGCACACCAUCCCCAGAAGUCAUCACUCGACUGAUCCAAUUUGUGGCCUGCAAGCCAUCCAGCUCUGAGCACCAGGCAGUAAAAAGGGUGUGCAAGUCAAAAAGUGAGCUGUCACCCUUUGAAGAGUGCAUGGACACCAGUCCAACAUGCAAGUCCUCCCUCUUGAAACUGCUCCUGCGAUAUGGGUUCAACAACAUAAAAGUUCACCUGGAAAAAUAUCUUUCUGAGAUGGAGGAAAAGAUAAUCUUCCACAAAAGGAACUGGAACCAUUUCUACUUCAUGGUGGUGCAUUGCCUGGAGGAUUUUAUGUACCCUUCUUCUCAAGAUGAUGUCAACCAACUUGUUGAAAGCUGCCUCUCUACUGCAGACCUUUCUGCUUUCUGCUCAUGCAAGGCCUCAAAAAUUGACACCCUCCAGUUCAUAGCUCGUCUCCGGUUCUCCAUCAGCCAUGUGGCCACUGUGCUUGGCAGACAGGCACUCUGUGAUCCAAACAUACCAUCUCCUGGUGGGAACAAGCAAGAGGAGCAAGACCUGGUGAAUGCAAUGAAGAAGCUGGUGGCAAAAGCACAGACACCAUGGCCUCAAAUAUUUCUCAUUAGAAAUCUCUGUAACAACUAUGGGUUCAUCCAAAUGCAGAAGAUCCUUCAGACAGAAAAAUGGAUUUUACCCAGAGGGCUUCAAAUUUCACAGGAUAUAGGUGCCUGGUCAAAUAUAACACUGAUGUUUUCAGUGCUGGACAGAGCAGAAAAUCAAAUAAAAAACAAAGAUCCCCAGGAAGUCCAGAGACUGAUGCCUAUCAUAAAACAAAUGGAAAACAUUCUCCAAACACCGUUGCUUCCAGAAGAGCCUCUGGAAAGCAAGAUGAAGAAGAUCGUGGAUGCUUUGUGCAGACACAAAAACAAGGUCUUGAUGGAGGUGUUGUUUCACGCAGCAUUUACGCUGGCCCUAUCCCAAAGUCCCCUCACUCAACUUUUCAGAAAUAUCUGCUUUAAGCCUCAUAUGAUGAAGGGGUCCUACCUCCCCACCAUGCCUGAAGACCUGCUUUUUGAUCAGAAGAACUGGAAAAUUGGUCAAUACGAUACCCCUUGGACUUGUCAGUGUGGAUCAUGCUGGAUCAUCACCGAUUGUGGGCGUCCUGGGGAAGUCAGACAAUGCCUAUGUGGUGCCAAAGUUGGAGGAAUUAAUCACAAACCUGAGAGAGGUUUUGUGAGGAAGGAAAUCAAAGAGGAUAAAACAGUAAAAGGAUACAUCCUUGGGAGCCCUUCAACACGGAGGAUUGAAUUGGAGAGGGACCUGUCACCUGCCUCUGUCUGUCUUGCAAGAGUUCUGCUGCAUUCAUCCAUGAUGCUGGGGCUCUAUACAGAUAAACAGGCAAUUCUGAGUCUGAUGACAGAGAAACCAAAGGAUGUGGCAAAAUUCUUCUGGGACCACCUGGAAAAAGAUAUUGAAUGCCUGGCAGAGGCACUUAGCAGGAACACAGAGGAUGCAACAGUGACUGUCCAUCUAUUUCUCCAGCACCUGAACAACAGUACAACAGGACAAAACAUGGUCUUGAAUAAUUUGCUUAGGCAAGAAGACCGAAGGCAGUGGGAAACCUGCUUUAAAACCCUGACUCGGCCAUUCUUCCAGGCCUUGGAGCAGAGUCUUACUUCUGUCAAGCAGCAGAGGAUGAGAGAUUCUCAGGGCUCCAACCUGCUCCUACAAAUAGCUUAUGGCCAGAUGACUCCUUUUAAAGACCAGCCAAACCUUGGAUUGAUUGGCCUGUCCAACAUGUGGAAAUUUGAACAGAAGAUGUCCAUCCAGACCCUGAUGCAUCUCCUUCAGCAAGAACACAGAGAAGGCGAAGGAAACCGCUACCCUGUUCUUCUGGAGCUCGCAUCUAAGGUGCAAAACAUCCAGCAUGUCCAACAUCUGCCUGACAUUUUCAGUCUGCAGAAAGCUCUGAUCCACUUCUUUGAGAACAGCCAUAAUGGGAAAAGAUACUCAGUACAACAAUUUCUAGACCAACUUGAACCUUCAGAGGACCAGCGCUCAGCUUUCGGCCGAGCUAUAGGGACCAUUCAGAAAGUCUGGAGCAAUAUCAGAAUGAAACCACUGUGCUCAGAUGUCAGAGUCCCCCCAGAUGUGUUGCCAGAGGACAUCGAUGCCAACACUGAUGUCCAGAAACUCCUCCCAACUCCACUUUCUAUCGGUUACCUUGUGACGAGGCUCCUCAUACAGCACCAGAACACUUGUGUGGACACAGCUACUCAGAUCACAAAGGAAAAGCAACGGUUCAUCUCUGCAGAAGAAGUGAAACCAUCCUCAGUGCUGAAGAUAACUGAGCAUGAUCUGAUCACGGCAAUGCUGGCCAACUCCCAGUAUAUAGUAGAGGAAGAUGGCACCGAGACAACCCACUUUGACUUCCAGACACUGCAGCAGCAAGUGAUCCAACGUUUUAUCAGUGGGAAACCUGUCAUCAAAGCUCAGACGGCUCCCUGCUUUGCACUGAACAGAAUGAAGACGCUGCAGUACACAAAAACAAAAGUGAGAGAACAGGUGCAACAGGAAUCAUUAAGUGUGAACCAGCUGAAACGGAUCAUGGAAGAAUCCCGAUCAGUGAAUGCUAUUUCUCAAACACUUGCCACCUUGAAAGUGGCUGCCGAGUUCCUGGCUGUGACCGGUGGGGACCCAGAGCGCCAGUUGUCUGAGUAUGUAAAAAAUGAGCUGAAGAUGGAUGCAAGCGUAGAACAGUUCAGAGACAUGCCGGUGGUACCACACACUCAGCUGAAGCAUAUCCUGUCUCUGUGGCAGACAUUGUCAGCAAAGAGAUCUGUGCUGCUGAUGCAGAUGAAUCAGAAUCCCUUCUGCCUGGUUUCUGAGCAGUACCACGAGGAGCUGAGUGCAGAGAAAGAGAAGGCUCUGACUACUGCACUCACCACAGUUAACCUGGAUUUGUUCCUCAUUGAGCUCCAUGAGAUGAUCACUGUGCCACUGGGUUCCUUUGAUCCACAGUGGGGGCUACAGGAAACUUUCAUAUCCUUCCUGGAAGACAGGCAAGAUGAUGCCUCCAUUGCAAAUCUGACAAGCACUUUGAGUCCAGACCUACUACUGAAGGAUGUUGUUUCCGUCUGGAAGACAGCUGUGAGGACCAGCAUAUUUCACAGUCCUACUUACAUCUAGGAGAGACCAGCCUAUCUCUUGCUAAAUCCCCCAGGAAUUAACUCCCCUGCAGCUUCUCAAACCAGUUGUCAGUGCUCUGAGUGCCUUAAUUGUCCUGACCAAACUCACCCAGGAUUUCCACCCAGGUACCCACUGCCCAGUGGUCCAGGAGUUCCACUUAAGCUCAGCCCUGGGCCUUCUAUCCUUGCCUGAGCUAUGUUGUAGGUGCAUUGGUGUCCAGCCCUGUGCCAUUAUUGGCUCACUAGUCUUCCUGCAUGAAUAUUGGACCCAUCUCAUCACCUCACCUUUUUUUAUGAUCACUGAGCAGUCAAUAGAAUCUGGCUCUGCCCAGAUUCUGUGGGACUGUGCCUGGUCAGUGGGGACACUGUCCUGCCUCUGCUGGGGCCACCCUCUGCUCCCAGCUGAUUUUCCUGUGUGGAACAACCCUAUGCCUGCUGCUCCCUGGCGAAAAUUUCCCCAACAACCAUGCAGUUUGUUGCCAAUUUAUUGCAUCUAACUUUUGAAGCAGGUUACCAAAAAACAAUCAGUUGGAAAGGGGGAGGGAAAGGGAACCUCAUUUUAAUGCUUAGUAUUGUAUUUGUGCUUUUUCCUAAUAGCUGUGAUAGCAUACUCAAGGCAGCAAAGCAAUAUAAGCAAAAAUACACUUAGAAAUAAAAGCAAAAGCAAAAAACUUACAGUGGCUGCAGCACUGCAUCACGGAUCAUCAAUGAUACUUCCACAAUAUCCACUUCACAGCUGCAGUGAAGACCCAUAUUAUACUCAUAUCUGGAGACUCUGCACCUUGAGAGAGAUUGUAAGUCACCACUUCAUCUUGCCCAGAUCAG
Molecule: messenger RNA, 14309 nt
Organism: Athene cunicularia (burrowing owl)
Lineage: Eukaryota; Metazoa; Chordata; Aves; Strigiformes; Strigidae
Product: E3 ubiquitin-protein ligase rnf213-alpha-like
Exons: 59
Coding region: 1-13485 (4494 amino acids)
Molecular function (GO): ubiquitin-protein transferase activity; metal ion binding; ATP hydrolysis activity
Source: RefSeq, a predicted model, not a curated record